CGCUCAUCGCACACGCCAAGGCAGACCGCUGCGUGUCCACGCCGUGGCCUGAGGGACAACAGCGAAUAUAUAGCACGACGCAGGCAGCCAUACACAUCUCCCCCGUGCAGAUAUCUAUCCAUCAUCACUGUAGAGUCGCCCAGGAACAAAGUCGACGAUGCUCCCAAGAAGACGUGAUAGCAAGGCUAUCCGUCCGUCUCCUCUGAAGAGGUUCAGCACCAGCAUGGUCAGCUUGCUCAAGAGCCAGCCAAGCGAUGCGGAAGCUUUCGUUUUUCCCGUAACCGAUACAAGGACGCCCGCCAGGAGUCCGGCGAGCUCCGUGAUUUCGUUCACUGACACCCUCGGCUCUUUGCCUUCUCUCGCCGAAGACAUCGAUUACAAUGCAAAACUGAUCAAAGAGCUUCGCUCAAAGCUCGAUGAGGCGGAAUCCACAAUUGUGGCGAGAGACCAGUCCGUGGCACUCCUGCAAGAGCGAGAGAGGACCUUGAACGCCACGGUGGAGGAGGUACAGGAGAACCUUCAGAAGCAAACCGCCGCGCUACAAACCUCUGAAGAGGCACGAGUGCUCACGGAGAAGAAAUGCGAGGACUUCGAGAAGCGCCUAGCUUCCACGCAGUCGGGACUCGAGAAGACCGAAAGUUUACUCGCGGACAUGGAGCGACAGCACGAGGAGAACCGAGUAGUGCUGGAGGCCAAGACCGCCGAAGCCGAUGCGCAACGCAGUGCUCACGAUGAAGCGGAGGAAAUGCUCCGAAGGACUCGGGCGAGGGCCCAGGCGUUGGAGGACAAACAGACACGUUUGCUCGAAGAUCUGCAGGCGAAGGUCGCGGAAGCGGCUGCGGAGCACACUGCUCGAGACAAGGCUGAAGAGCAGCUCCAAGCACUUCUCAUGGAGAAUGGGAGGCUUCAGUCUUCGCGCGCACGCUUAAACGAGCUAUUCGAGCAGCAGACCGCCCGUUUUGACGAGGAGUUCAAAGCUCGAGUCGACUUCGAAGAGAUGCUACAGUCGACGGAAGCGAGGAUGAGGGAGGUCGAAGAAGAGGCCUUGUACACUCUCGCGAAGCUCAAGACGAAGACUACCGAGGCUGAUGCGGAGCGCAGUGCGCGCAUCGUCUUGGAAGAGCAGGCCGCACUGCUCCACAGCGAGAAGCGACAGCUGGAUGAGUCGCAUUCGCAGAGGAUCGAGGAGCUCGAGGCGAAGGUCGACGAAGAGCAGUGUGCUCGGGUGAAGGCCGAAGACUCAUUGAACGCGCUUCUCGCAGCCAAGCAAGAGCUCGAGAGAGAGUACGAGUGGGUUUCGCUUGAGCUCGUACCGAAGGCAGCCGAGAUGGAGGCAGAGCGCAGCGCGCGCGCUAAACUCGAGGCAGAGCUCGAGGCGCUGCAGAGAGAGCUCGAAGAGAAUGACGCUGCCCAUUUGCGCAGCCGCUCAGAGAUCCAGGCUGAGGUCUCCACAGAGCGCAAUACACGCGUACAACUCGAGGCAGAACUUUAUGCGCUGCAAAGGGAAAUGGAAGAGAUUGAAGCAAACUAUUCGCACAGCCUCUCAGAGCUCCAGGCUGAAGUCUCCACAGAGCGUGAUGCGCAUGUCAAACUCGAGGCAGAGCUUGAGACGCUGCAGAAGGCGCGGGAAGACAUGGAAACCGCUCAUUCGCGCAGCCUUGCGGAGCUCCAGGUUGAGGUCGCCGCGGAGCAAAGCGUACGCACCAAACUGGAGGUGGAACUUCAGAUGCUGCAAGGGAAGCUGGAAGAAACGGAAGCCGCCUGUUCACAAAGCCACUCAGACCUCCAGGCUGAGUUCUCCGCAAGGCAUAGCAUGCAGGCCAAAUUUGAAGCAGACCUUCAGGAGCUAAAUAGGUUGUGGAAAGAGGAGGAAGCUGCGCAUUCACACAGAUACUCACAGCUCCAGGCUGAGGUCUCCGCCGAGCACGAAGCACGCACUCAGCUCGAACAAGAGCGCGAGCGUCUGUUGGAUGACAAGCAGAGGUUGGAAGCGGACGUCUCGGGCAUCAAGUCUGAGCUUGAGCACAAGGUUGCCUUGGCGACGACGGAGCAUGCAGCUCGUGCUUGUAUUGAGGAAGAGCUACAGACGCUUCGAGACGAGCAUCACAAGCUAAAUGCCUCGUUCUCCGGUAGUCGUGCGGAAAUUGAGGCCAAGGACGCUGAGAUUGACAGACAGCGGAGCGCUUUCGCCACGGCGAUAGAGGAACUCACAAGUCUUCGCUCGAGGUUGGAGGAAGUUGAGAGGCAACACUCGCAAAGCCAGGCGGAGAUCGUGAGCAAGGUCGCCGAGGCAGAUGCAGCACGCCAAUCUGUGUCAAAGCUAGAGGAUAUCUGUGGCACUCUGAGGAUGCAACUUCGACAACUGUUAUCAAAGCGCACGGAGAUGGCGGAAGAGCUCGCAGCGAGGGCCCUCGAGAACCAAAGCGUCAUUUCUCGCCUUGACGCAGCCUCGCACGACGCAGCCAAGCUUCGCAAUGAGAACGACGAGAAGUCUUUACGAAUCUGCGAACUCCAGGAUCAGCUCGAUCGCAUCACGCGAGAGCAAGCCAGCAUGGCGCGCAGGAGCGCAGAGAUUCGGAGCCUCGAGCAGCGUCUUGCAUACCAAACCGAGCUGGCCGAACGCUCCACUGCGGAGCUCAAGAAGAAGGCAGUGCUCCUGGAAAACGAAUUGCUGUUCGCAAGGGAGACCCGUCAGGAGCUGGUUGCUCAACGACGCAGGACCCGCGUCUGGGAAGAACGAGCUUCAAGAUUCGAACAGAUGCUGAGAGAUGUAGGUUCAGCUCUGUCUGCUGCACAGACAGAGAUUGACGUCUUGAAAGGGGAAUUGAAGCGCGCUCGGAGACGAAGGCCAGAAGGAAUGGUGGGCUUUUGAGAAUGGGGGGUCCUCUUUAAUGAUUGCAUCGAAGAAACGAAAAUUGAAGCUUACGUGACUUUUAUCCUGUGUACAAGUAGUCGUGUG
Messenger RNA from Laetiporus sulphureus 93-53, 2959 nucleotides. RefSeq lists its product as uncharacterized. Lineage: Eukaryota; Fungi; Basidiomycota; Agaricomycetes; Polyporales; Laetiporaceae. The transcript is spliced from 4 exons. Bases 158 to 2872 code for a protein of 904 amino acids. The record is from RefSeq and is a predicted model, not a curated record.